AUGCGCGAUCGGCUCCCGGACCUGGCGGGGAAGCGGGUGUUCGCGGUGGGGCCGCUGCUGGAGGCCGUGCGCUGCGGCGGCGGCCCGUCGCCACCGGCCAAGCUGGACGCGUGGCUGGAUGCAUUCGACGACGGCUCCGUCGUGUACGUCGCCUUCGGGACGCAGCAGGCUUUGUUGCCGGCGCAGGUGGCGUGCGUGGCUGACGCCUUGGCGCAAAGCUCGGCCGCGUUCGUCUGGGUGGUGACGAGCGGCACCGUCUUGCCGGAGGGGUUUGAGGCGGCCACGGCCUCGCGAGGCGUGGUGAUCCGUGGGUGGGCGCAGCAGGUGGAGAUCCUGCGCCACCCAGCCGUGGGGUGGUUCCUCACGCACUGCGGCUGGAACUCGGUGCUCGAGGCGGCCGCGGCCGGCGUGGCGAUGCUCACGUGGCCGAUGACCGCCGACCAGUUCACGAACGCGUGGCUGUUUGCCCUGGCCGGCGUGACCGUGCCAGUGGCGGAGGGCGUCGACACCGUGCCUGACACCGGACGGAUGGCGAGCACCAUCGCGGCAGCUGUCGGCAGGGAUGGGGAGUCCGAGGCUGCGGGGGAGCGCGCGGUGGAGCUCGGCCGGAAGGUGGUGGCUGCGGUGGCGGAGGACGGUACUUCUCACAGUGACUUGGACGACCUAGUAUGCAUGCUGAAUGACGUCGGCUAG
Messenger RNA from Lolium perenne, 693 nucleotides. NCBI's taxonomy places the organism in Eukaryota, Viridiplantae, Streptophyta, Magnoliopsida, Poales, Poaceae. The record is from RefSeq and is a predicted model, not a curated record.